Molecule: messenger RNA, 870 nt
Organism: Staurois parvus
Lineage: Eukaryota; Metazoa; Chordata; Amphibia; Anura; Ranidae
Source: the annotation of a GenBank genome assembly
AUGUAUAUUCUGUCACUUCUGGGAAACUCCACCUUGAUUUUGGUCAUCUCGGCCAGCAAGAGUCUCCACCAACCCAUGUAUAUCUUCCUCAUGAUGUUGGCAAUCAGUGACGUCCUCUUGAGCUCCACCACCGUACCGAAGACCCUCGGCAUCUUCUGGUUUGGUAAUCAUGAGAUCUCUUUCAUUGGAUGCCUCACUGAAGUAUUCUUCAUCCAUUUCAAUUUUGGUACCGAAUCAGCCAUUUUGCUGUCCAUGGCGUACGACCGUUACUGCGCCAUAUGUCACCCUUUAAUGUACGCUACAACUCUCACCAACUCCUUCAUACAGAAGACAGCCAUGGUGGCCCUUUUCAGAAGUGUCUGCAUUAUUACCCCAUUGGUUUUUCUUCUCAAUAGAUUGUCUUUCCAGCGAAGCAACGUCAUAGAGCACACCUACUGUGAGCACAUGUCUGUGGCUAGAUUGGCGACUUCUAAUAUAAAGGUCAAUGUGGUGUAUGGGCUGGUCAUAGCCGCCUGUUCCUCCGGUGUGGACUUGGUCCUUAUCAUAGUUUCCUAUGCUGCUAUUAUCUCAGCAGUUCUAAAACUCUCAUCCACCGAGGCUCGUUUCAAAGCCUUCAAUACAUGCGUGUGCCACCUCUGUGUCAUCGUUCUCUUCUACAUACCGGCAUUUUUUAGCUUCAUAGCUCAUAGAGUUGGCCACAGAAUCCCACCGCAAGUCCACAUACUGCUGGCCAACCUGUACCUCCUCGUUCCCCCCAUGAUGAACCCCAUCAUCUACAGAGCCAGGACCAAAGAAAUCAGACAGAGGUUGGGGUUCAUGGUGAGACAGAGGGUUCUACAUCCCUGCCUUCUUCUCGUUCAUCGCUCAUAG